Caenorhabditis bovis is the source of this 1680-nucleotide messenger RNA. NCBI's taxonomy places the organism in Eukaryota, Metazoa, Nematoda, Chromadorea, Rhabditida, Rhabditidae. The record is from the annotation of a GenBank genome assembly.
AUGAUUCGAUCCAUUUGGGUCCUUCUAUUAUUAUUUGCGAUAUCUCAAGCAUCAGUGAUUCGGAGUCGUCGAGAAGCGGUGGCACCUGUUGCGCGCUCGCUUUCAAGAGAAAUCCGCCGAAAACCGCCGGCGCUUUUGCGGCUAAUUGGCCCAUUGGCGUUCGGACGAAAAGAUGGAGAUGACAUGAAAUAUAGUGUUCCGCUAUUGGGACAGUUAGGCGCUGGAGAUGUCAGUCAAAUGACAGCGAAAUUUACGCCAGAGGGAACUGAAAACCAAUCACCAAAUGGCGGAACCUUCGAUCUGAAUGAAAAAGGUCCACAGCUGGGUUAUAUGGAUAGAGAAACCACGAUGGGAGAACGAUCGGGUAGCACUGGAAAGAUGUCAAUUGCUGGUCUUGGAAAAAUUGAACUGGGAGAUGUGAAUGAGCAAGGAACCGGUCUUUUGGAUUUUUCGAAAACAUUAUUCCCUUUUCUUCAACUUCCACCAUUGAAAAAUGAAACGGGAGCUCCCGAAGAGCACACGCAAGUGGAUCAAACCUACACAGACUAUUAUUAUCCGAAGCCGCGAUCGUACAUUGGAUCCGUCUAUGACAUUCAGCGACCCAAUUUGGGCAAAAAUAAGGAGGAAAUCGAUUUUCCGAAAUUGGUCUCGACACCUGAGCCGAAUUUCAAUAUCGAGGAAGAGAAGAGGAUUAAAAACCCAUUUGAUCGUGUCUCGAUUCGUCCAAGAAUGAUGGCGGCCAAAUCGUUGUCGGAAGAGCCGAAGGAAGGAUUUAUCGCGCAGAAUGGUAAACAAGUCGAUCCCGAUGAGGCGCCGCCGAUUCCCGAUUCGACACUGCUCACAGCCGAGAAGAAAGUGCAACAAAUUACGGAGAGAAAAUCGAUUCAUGAAGUCGGAUUAUCGGCGAAGGAGAUUUAUGCACUUUGUGCGAAAUUUGCACCGGUGGCUAAUCAGCAUUGCUAUAAGAACAAAGUGGAAGAGCAAUACAUUGAGCGUUGUCGCGGAUACCAAACCGAUUGCGUCGACUUUAUUCAAAAGGCUCGCCCGCUCGGCGCAAUUGCAAACGCAUUCUCAUCGGGUGUCGGCUUGACGUAUUAUGAUUGGAAUGUCAACGGGAUCCCGUUCUAUCCGGUCAACGAAGAGGGAUCGAUCGGGAACGGCCAUCACGGAAAAGUCGACUUUGGGUCAUGGGGAGGCGGCUAUUCCGAUAAUCUCGGUGUUCGCGAUUUCUGGUCUCAAACACAAGAAUAUGGCGCGAAUUGGUAUGAGGGAAUGUAUGGUUACAAAACGGGAUGGAGUAUUCCAAUUGUGCAAGGAAUAGGCGUUGAAGGGGGACAGGGAGCUCAGGUUCAUGUGCCGAUUAAGGAAGGGGAACUCGGAAAACCGCUGACGGUGACUAAUGGUUAUCACGUCGGGCCUUAUUUUGGACUAGCUGAUCGUGUUGGUGUCGACUGGCUGAACGGAGGAGUCUCAUGGAAUAAGGGAGUGGCUGUGCCAUUUGUGGGCGUUGGAGUCAACACGGGAACUUCUGUUGGAUUCCCGUCCGUCGGAACAAUUAUGAAUCGAAUGGGACUCAAUGGUGUGGAAACACUUAAUACGAUGGCUCGUGCCGCUGCCGCCGAGACUGCGAAGGUCGCUGAGACGCGAUCAUCGACGACGAUUGACGUUGGGAAUCUUUAA